AUGGAUUGUAAGUGGUUUUGGGUGUUCUUUGUAAUGAUGUUGGUUUCUUUAGGAGAGGGGUGUUGGGAGGAAGAGAGAACUGCUCUCUUGCAACUUAAACAUUUCUUCCCUAAUUCUUAUGGGUAUUUUUACAAUUGGGUGAAGAAUUCAGAGUGUUGUAGAUGGGAACGUGUUAUGUGUGACAACAACACUGGAAGAGUCAUCAAACUCCAUCUUUGGGAUGUAAGGGAUUUUAAUUUGGGAGAGUGGUAUCUAAAUGCUUCUUUGUUUUCUCCCUUCCAACAACUACAAUCCCUUAAGUUAAGUGGCAACAAUAUAGCUGGUUGUAUUGAGAAUGAAGGUUUCGAGAGGCUAUCAAGAUUGAGUAAUUUGGAGGAAUUGAAUUUAGCCAGAAACAACUUUAACAACAGCAUCUUAUCAUCUCUAGCUGGUCUUUCCUCAUUAAAGUAUUUAGAUCUAUACCGUAAUAAAUUUAAAGGAGUUGUUAAUAUUGAAGGGUUACAUUCUUUGAAAGAGUUGGACAUGAGGUUAAAUGAGAUUGAUCAUUUUGUCAGCCCCAAAGGUUUGAGUAACUUGGAGGUUAUCGAUCUAAGUUAUAACAACCUUAGCAAUAGUAUAUUAUCAUCUUUGGGUGGUCUCUCUUCAUUAAAAUCUUUGCAGCUAGAAGAUAUUGGAUUGAAUGGAACUGUUGACGUUGAAGGAUUAUGUUCCUUGAAAAACUUAGAGGAAUUGUACAUGGGCCGGAAUAAGAUUGAUAAAUUUGUCAACUCCAAAGAUUAUAGAGGCUUGAAGAAGUUGAAUGCCCUUUCUCUACAGAGUGGUAUUGAAACCACUAAUGCAACUGUUUUUCUACAAUCAACAUUGAGGUUGUUCCCAUCCUUAAAGAGACUUGACAUUUCAUAUAAUAGUUUUAAUCAAACAAUGAUUGCUCGAGAGUUGCAUAAUUUGACCACCUUGGAAGAAUUGAUCUUGGAUGAGUCAAAGCUCCACAUAAGCUUUCUACAAACUGUUGCAACUUGUACUUCACUGAAAAAUUUGUCAAUGUUCAAUUGUGAACUCAAUGGCUUCUCGCCUAAUCAUGGUUCUAUUUAUUUCAAAAAUUUGGAACGUUUGGGCAUGGAGCGAACUACUCUCAACAACAGCUUUUCUCAAAUCUUUAAACCGAUAAUUUCUCUUAAGAAAUUAUCUUUGUCUAAUUGCGGACUCAAUGGCACAUUAUAUGAUCAAGGCUUGUGUGAGAUGGUGCAUUUGCAAGAGUUGAACAUUGACAAUAAUGAUUUGUGGGGUCCCUUACCUCCAUGUUUAGCAAAUUUGACUUCACUUCAUGACUUAGAUAUUUCUACCAAUCAAAUUACUGGAAACAUCUCCUCAUCUGCCCUUAAGGAUCUACCAUCCAUCCAAGCCCUUGACAUUUCAAACAAUCACUUCCAAGUCCCAAUAUCACUCAGUCCAUUUUUCAACCAUUCAAACCUCAAAGAUUUCAAGAGUGAAAAUAACCAAAUAUAUGUUGAAACCAUGUCAUAUUCUUUGACCCCAAAAUUCCAAUUAAAUUCCAUCACGUUGGCUGGUUGUGGAAUUGUUAGUCCUUUUCCCAAAUUUCUUUACCAUCAACAUAACUUACAAGAAGUUUAUCUCUCCCACAUGAACUUGAGUGGAGAAUUUCCGUAUUGGUUGUUGUCUAACAAUACCCAACUAGAAUCACUUUUUCUAGUUAAUAAUUCUUUUUCAGGAACUUUCCUAUUGCCAUCUCAAUCCCAUAUGCAUUUAGGAAGCUUAGACAUCUCCAUCAAUUCCUUUCAUGGCCAAAUUCCAAUAGAGAUUGGUGCAAAACUACCAAAGCUAUUCUAUUUCAACAUUUCUGGAAAUUCUUUCAAUGGUAGCAUUCCAUCUUCUUUUGGUAAUAUGAGCUCCUUGCAAUAUUUGGACUUAUCAAACAAUAAGUUGGCUGGCGGAAUACCUGAGCACUUGGCUGUAGGGUGCUUCUCACUAGAACUCUUGGUGUUAUCAAACAACAAUUUGCAAGGUCAUAUCUUCUCUAAUAAUAUGAACUUGACAAAUUUAGAAGUAUUACAAUUGGAUGGUAAUCAUUUUAGUGGAGAGAUCCCAAAAAGCUUGUUAAAUUGCAGUUUUUUAAGAGUAUUGUAUCUCAAUGAUAACCAUCUCUCAGGCAAGAUCCCAAGAUGGAUUGGAAAUCUAUCAAUUUUAGGAGUUAUUGCAAUGCAAAAUAAUACGCUUGAAGGUCCAAUUCCAAAAGAACUAUGUCAAAUUGAUUAUCUUCAAAUUUUGGACCUUUCAGUAAACAAUAUCUCUGGUAGUUUUCCAUCUUGUUUUAACCUUUCAAGAUUUAAGCAAGUUCACUUGUCAAGAAAUAGAUUGCAAGGACAACUAAAUGAUGUUGUCUACAUUAAUAGUUCUCAGCUGGUGGUCUUAGAUCUUAGCUAUAACCACUUGAAAGGGAAUAUUCCAAGUUGGAUUGGCAAACUCUCUUCUUUAGGUUACCUUAUCUUAGGUAACAAUCAUCUCGAAGGUGAAUUACCUACUCAAUUGUGCAAUCUCACAGAACUACGCUUGCUAGAUCUCUCUCAAAACAGUCUCUAUGGUAAAAUUCCUUCUUGCUUGGAUUUCACUGCCCUUCAUGAAGAAAAUGGGAAUGAUACAACUAUAACGUCUGCUAUUUUGGAUAUAUAUAUGAGUUCUUAUUCAAGUAGUACUCAAUUCCAAAGCGAAGCAUCUAUACAGUUCAGAACAAAAAGUAUAUCCUACUCCUACAAGGGAAGAAUCCUCACAUUUAUGUCUGGAAUUGAUCUUUCUUGCAAUAAAUUAUUCGGUGAAAUUUCUCCUCAAAUUGGAAACCUAACCGCGAUUCACACUCUUAAUCUUUCUCACAAUAAUUUGACAGGCUCAAUCCCAAUAACAUUUUCAAAUCUCAAACAAAUUGAGAGCUUGGAUCUUUCUUACAACAAUUUGAAUGGAAAAAUUCCCUCUGAACUAGUAGAGAUAUACACAUUGUCUGUUUUCAGUGUGGCACACAAUAAUUUGUCAGGAAAAACACCUGAAAGGAUUAAUCAAUUUGCAACCUUUGAAGAAGGUAGCUAUAAAGGAAACCCUUUUCUUUGUGGCCCGCCUUUGAACAAAAGUUGCAACCCAAUGGAAUCACCAUCAUCAACACGAGGAGCUUCAACUGACAGCAAAGAAGAUUGUCAUUUUGUUGACGUGGACAUCUUCUAUAUCACUUUUGUGGUGACCUACAUAGUUGUGCUUUUAGUGAUUGCUGGAAUUUUGUAUGUGAAUCCUUAUUGGAGACGAACAUGGUUUUAUCUUGUGGAGAAGUGGAUGAUCUCCUGUUACUAUUUUGUUAUUGACCAUCUCCAAUAAUUUCGUGGUUGAAAUAUGAUUGUAAUAUUACAUGUAUAUGUCAACUUUUUCUUUUU
Molecule: messenger RNA, 3431 nt
Organism: Pistacia vera
Lineage: Eukaryota; Viridiplantae; Streptophyta; Magnoliopsida; Sapindales; Anacardiaceae
Product: receptor-like protein 15
Exons: 9
Coding region: 1-3375 (1124 amino acids)
Molecular function (GO): protein binding
Source: RefSeq, a predicted model, not a curated record